Messenger RNA from Cyanistes caeruleus (blue tit), 1784 nucleotides. Lineage: Eukaryota; Metazoa; Chordata; Aves; Passeriformes; Paridae. The record is from RefSeq and is a predicted model, not a curated record.
CUUGUAGGGGCUGAGAGCCCUGCGGAGACCGGGGCCAGCCCGGGGCCCCCAUGGAGUGGGAGUUGUGGAGCCCAGUUGCCGAGCAGUAGCUGCAGCAGUGGGAUGUUUACCUGGCGGUGCCUCAUCCUUUGGGCUGUGCUGGUCGCAGCCGCGCUCUCCGCCGCCCGGCCGGCCCCCACCCUGCCCAACCAAGCUCUGGCCAAAGCAAAAAUUGAAGUGGAGUCGUACUCAGCCCACCCCGGUGAGCUGCUCCAGCUGCGCUGCCGGCUGCGGGACGACGUCCAGAGCAUCAACUGGGUGCGCGAUGGCAUCCAGCUGGCCGAGAACAACCGCACACGCAUCACUGGGGACGAGGUAGAGGUCAGGGACGUGGUGCCCGAGGACUCGGGGCUCUACGCCUGCAUGACCAACAGCCCCUCGGGCAGCGAGACCACCUACUUCUCUGUCAACAUCUCAGACGCUCUCCCCUCGGCAGAGGAUGAUGACGAUGAAGAUGAUUCCUCGUCGGAGGAAAAGGAGGCGGAUAACACCAAGCCGAACCAGGCCAUCGCUCCCUACUGGACCUAUCCCGAGAAGAUGGAGAAGAAGCUCCACGCCGUCCCCGCUGCCAAAACAGUGAAAUUCAAGUGUCCAUCGAGCGGGACACCCAACCCCACACUGCGCUGGCUGAAGAAUGGCAAAGAGUUCAAACCUGACCACCGCAUCGGGGGCUACAAGGUCCGCCAGGCGACCUGGAGCAUCAUCAUGGACUCGGUGGUGCCGUCCGAUAAGGGCAACUACACCUGCAUUGUGGAGAACAAAUACGGCAGCAUCAACCACACCUACCAGCUGGAUGUCGUGGAGCGGUCCCCGCACCGGCCCAUCCUGCAGGCAGGGCUGCCCGCCAACAAGACAGUGGCCCUGGGCAGCAACGUGGAGUUUGUCUGCAAGGUCUACAGCGACCCUCAGCCCCACAUCCAGUGGCUGAAGCACAUUGAGGUGAACGGCAGCAAGAUCGGCCCCGACAACCUGCCCUACGUGCAGAUCCUGAAGACGGCUGGCGUUAACACGACAGACAAAGAAAUGGAAGUCCUUCACUUAAGGAAUGUCUCAUUUGAGGAUGCUGGGGAGUAUACAUGUUUGGCGGGUAAUUCUAUUGGGAUCUCCCAUCACUCUGCAUGGUUGACAGUUCUCGAAGCUAUUGAAGACACCCCAGCCAUGAUGACGUCUCCUUUCUACCUGGAGAUCAUCAUCUACUGCAUCGGAGCCUUCCUCAUCUCCUGCAUGGUGGUGACCAUCAUCAUCUACAAGCUGAAGAGCACCACCAAGAAGACAGACUUCAACAGCCAGCUGGCCGUGCACAAGCUGGCCAAGAGCAUCCCCCUGCGCAGACAGGUAACAGAAAGUAGAGAGGGGGUUUGUUUGCACCUACUGCCCCUCCUGGAGCCCGGCCUUUCCGAGGGGAUGUGGGGGAGGAGGGGUUGCAGGACCCAGGAUGGUCUCAGCUUGCUCCGUGUGCCACCCGCUCCAGCCUGUGCCCGCCGGUGGCAGGGGUGGGACUGUGCAGGCUGUGCCUCCAAUGGCAGCACAGUGAGCAGGGUGGGGGGCUGCACAGUUCCCCUCACCCCUCCCCAGGGGGCUUACGAGGAGAACCAGCAGGAUUUACAACAGUGUGAGGUUUGAGCAGAGCGUGGUGCACUCUGAGGAGAUGGAGGAGCUCCCAGGCUGUGCGUUUCGGGCUGCAGCACGAUGGAGGCUAAUGGAAAAAUCCACGGGAGGGAGCAGCAGUGGCGGGCACAUGGGCA